AGCCACUGUACGGUUGACUCAUUGUGCGUGUGCAGAUGUGGUAAACAAGCUCAUUACAGCAUAAGCAGUAGGCAUGGAAUGUUAUCGAGAAAUCCGUGUGGUUGGUAGGGGUUCAUUCGGAGCAGUGCAUCUCUGCGAGAGGCGUUCGGAUGGCCAGCGGGUGGUCGUGAAGCGUGUAUCCAUCUCGCAGAUGACUGACAGCGAACUGGCGGAUGUUGUGACUUGGGCAUCACAGUUGGUGCUGGCACUCUACCACAUCCACUCACUCAACGUCCUGCACCGUGACAUCACAUCCAGCAAUAUACUGCUAACUGCAAAUCACAGGUGCCUCAAGAUUGGUGACUUUGGCAUUUCGAAGAUUCUUGCCAGCAUCACCCUCAGCACUGCGGAAGCAGGACCCUAUCCACCACUGUGGAGUUUGACUUGCAACGGGAGCUUUCCAAACGAGUCCUGUGAACAACCUACUGGUGUAAGCUGGACUUCCUCCAUUGUGGAUCAGCAAGUCUCGAGCACAGACACUAGUGGGUACACCAUGCUAUCUAUCUCCAGAGCUGUGUGACGGGCGUGACUAUGGGCGUGAGAGUGAUAUCUGGGCUACUGGAGUAGUCAUCUAUGAGAUGCU
Molecule: messenger RNA, 622 nt
Organism: Schistocerca piceifrons (Central American locust)
Lineage: Eukaryota; Metazoa; Arthropoda; Insecta; Orthoptera; Acrididae
Product: serine/threonine-protein kinase Nek8-like
Exons: 5
Coding region: 74-559 (161 amino acids)
Biological process (GO): protein phosphorylation
Molecular function (GO): protein kinase activity; ATP binding
Source: RefSeq, a predicted model, not a curated record